Pararge aegeria (speckled wood butterfly) is the source of this 1538-nucleotide messenger RNA. RefSeq lists its product as uncharacterized. Gene Ontology annotation, molecular function: DNA binding. The transcript is spliced from 2 exons. The record is from RefSeq and is a predicted model, not a curated record. Bases 198 to 1001 code for a protein of 267 amino acids. Gene Ontology annotation, cellular component: nucleus; transcription regulator complex. Lineage: Eukaryota; Metazoa; Arthropoda; Insecta; Lepidoptera; Nymphalidae. Gene Ontology annotation, biological process: regulation of transcription by RNA polymerase II.
GUUUUAGGGCUUGUACACAAAACUGCGGUGCGACGUCGCAUCGCAAAAACCUGCGACCUCGCACGACCCACCGCAAGAACAUACGAACUGAUUCGCAUCGCGUAUUUCUGCGAUGUUACGUCACACUUGUUGACCAUAUUAUGUUUAGUUCGCUCUGAGACUGCGCGUGGGCAAGACGUGUACUUUAAUGUAAAAAAAUGACAGAGUACGACGUUGAUUUUUUAAUAUCACUGAUUGAGGAGCGCCCUGUUCUUUGGGACACUAGUAAUGAAGAUUAUAAAAACAAAUUCAUCAAACAAGAUGCUUGGAAGGACGUAUGUAAAAGUUUAUUUCCAAAUUUCGAGGAAAAAGAAAACAAUGAAAAAACUAAACUUGGUAAUUCAGUAAUACAAAGAUGGAGGGGGAUUAAGGAUACCUUUAAUAAAUAUGAAAAGAAACUCAAAGAUGCAAGUAGGUCAGGGUCUGGAUCAAAAAAUAUAAAAGAAUACCAUCUGUACAAACAAUUAAAAUUUCUUAAGAAAAAUUUACAAAAUGAGACCACUACCAGUAUAAAAGAUUUAGAAAAUGAGCCAGAUAAUCAAGAAGGUUCAUCUAAAACACGUUACCAAAAGCAACCACCAAAAAGAAAGAUGGUUAAUAAUAAUUUUGAAGAUGAUAUUGUAAAGAUUUUAAAGGAAACGGAGAAUAGACACAUAUCUUUUUUUAAAGGUAUUCUACCAUCUCUUGAAAGGUUAGAUGACAAUAAAACACUAAUCUUUCAGAGCAGAGUUCUUCAAAUUUUAACAGAAUUGCAUCAACCUCACGGCUACUACUAUCCGAAUAGCAACUACCAGGGUGGCUAUCAAACUCAACAUUUCGCUACAUCUCAACAAACGCCACUUGUACGUCCACAGUCAUCUGCGAGUUACAUACCAGAUCAAAUUGAUUCACCUAGUAAUGAUUUUUCUACCUCAAGCAUAUUAAGCACACUUUCAACUGAAGAAGACUUUGAUUUUACGUAAAUUUAAUCGAUUGUAAUAUUUGGAAAACUCUUUUCUCAAUAAAAACUUAUGUAAACAAUUAAUGUUUUACUUUACUUACCGGAUAGUGAGGCCAAUCAUUUCCAGAGGCAUAACAGGAAUUCUCCCCUUGUACGAUCGUUUCUGAAGAUAUGGUGAUAAUAAACUUAAAAGCUGUUCGAAUGAAGAUAUGCUCAUUCUAAAAUACUCAAAAAAUUUUUUUUCGUCGGUUUUCAAAGCUUCAUAUUUUAGAUGGAAAUAGUUCCCAUCGGGAUUCAUAACAGUAAUAAAUGGAUGAACCCAAAAUCUUCUUUGUUUCUUUUUCCUGUAUCUCCUUAGCAAUAACAAAAGUGCACACUUCUUUUUACGAUCCAUGUCACGACCUAGUAUUCAAUUUAAAAUACGUUUAGUACGGUUGACGGUCGUCGAAGGAAUGUUCACCCUGGGAGACGCCUUGCCGCACGAAAUCGCAUCGCAGCAAUUCGUGUCGCAACUUUCUGCGUUGCGAAUUCGCAUCGCGUCGUAUCGCAGUUUUGUGUU